CGGUGUGUAGAAAGGCAGAGAGUCACCGAGCACGAUGGAUAAUCAGCAGAAGAGGAAUCUAACUUUUCUCAACAUUGGACUGAUAUUUAUGCUGAGCGGCAUUGAGUACGCCGUCAUUCUCCCUACAAUAUGGAGGUAUCUCCAGAUUUUGGAGGCCCCCCCGUACUUCCUGGGUCUGGGUCUGUCUGCCUUCAGUCUGAGCGGGCUGAUCACAGGCCCGCUGUUUGGUUUAUGGUCAGAUCGGAGCAAGACUACAAAGUCCAUCAUCCUUUUCUCCAAUCUUUUUGAGAUUAUCGGUAACUUCAUGUAUUUUAUUGGAUACUCAAAGUGGUUGUUGUUAAGCAGUCGGCUUGUAGCAGGUGUCGGUGCAGGAGCGGGCUCCUCCAUCUUUGGUUUCCUGACUCGGAGCACUCGGCCGGAGGAGCGCGCUGGCAUCUUCGCGGCCAUCAUGGCCUGUCGACAAGUUGGCCUCCUCGUGGGGCCGGCGUUCAACCUGUUCCUGCGGCUGUGUGAUUUCAAACUUGGGCCCUUUGUUGUGAACAAAUACACAUCUCCUGGGAUCUUCAUGUGCCUGUUGUGGGUGCUGCUCCAGUUCCUCGUCCUGGCUAUGUACUGGGAUGUACCACCCAUCAGCUCGGAGGGGGGCGCGGUGAUGGUGGAGAUGAAACAAGAGGAGAAGGAUGAGGAGGAGGUGCUGUUGAUGGGGUCUGACGAUGAGACGGUGCACACCUACAGAGCUGUCAACUCCGACCAAUCAGAGACCUCCGCCUCUUCUGAGAUGGAGCCCGUCCACGGCGCCUCGUCGGCCUCGAACCCCUUGAAAAACUUCAGCGCCAGCAGAGAGUUCCUGAGAGAGGAGGUGGUUGUUCUCCUCACGGCUCAGUUCAUCACUCUCUUCAAUCAGACAGCGCUGGAGACCAUGGUGACUCCUCUGACGCAGCGCCACUUCAGCUUUGGCGAGCUGGGCAACAGCCUGAUGUACAGCCUGUGUGGGGUGGAGGUCAUCCUGGGCUUCUUCUUCGUGCGCUGGCUGAGCAGGAAGGUGGCGGACCGCGCCGUGCUGGCCGUGGGCCUGGUCAUCUGCUGCACCGCCUGUAUCUGGUGCCUCAUCUUCCUCUGCAACCCCCGAGGUGGAUACAGAUGGGAGCUGUCGGCCUUCAUCAUCGGAGUGUUUCUGCAGCUGCUGGGGCUUCCCUUCGUGGCCGUGUCUCAGGUGUCUCUCUUCUCUAAAGUCACUGCAGAGAAAACACAAGGAUUCAGCCAAGGUGUCAGACGCUCGGUUGGGGGCCUGGCCACCAUCUUGGGUCCUUUGUGGGCUGGAGGACUGACCAAUCAUUUGUACAUAAUGCUGGGCAUGAUGCUAGCUCUCCUCGUCAUGAUCACAGUUAUGACAGUGCUGUCCUACGACCGCCUGACUCAGCCCAGGGCAGUGCAGUGCGCCCAGAGCUCUGACAGCGGAGGAUAGAGCUGCAGUCUGUCUGGAGAGCCGAGAGGGAAGGGCGACAGAGGGAGCGCUGCAGACUUCACAGCAGGAAACUGAAUGAGGAGGGAAUAAAUAUGUUCAGAACACAUACCGUACAGAGCCUGCCACAGAGGUGACCGCACAUGUUGUUAAGCUUUGCACCAUCUCUCUGCUAUCAGAUGUGAUUAGAAUCUACGUGCAUGUGUAUGACUAUCAGACUAUUAAUUAUACUUUACACAAGGGGGCACCAUUGCUCUCAUAUUGAAUAUUCAGAGGGGUAAUUGAAGAUGAAAGCCAUUAUUUUUAAACUGAACUAUUUAUAUUCCCAGGUGUUGAUGAAAAGAUAAGAGAGCAGGUUUUUCUUCUUCCAUGUGACCCAUGUACCACAUUUCCAUUUCUUGUCUUCCUCUAAAAAAAUAAAUUUAAAAAAAACGUAGUUGAAAAUGAAACAGUUGACAUAAUGGGUGCAGAAGUGGCGUUGUCAACAUCUAAGCAGCUCCAUGUCAGUGUGGCUGAUAGAAGAAGAGGGUCAAAUAAAGUGAAGCUUUAGAGAUGUCUUACUCUUCAUCUGUCGUGUUGAAGGAACAUUUCUAGCGUUAAUGCAGAGCCUUGGAUGAGUAAAGCAGAUAGAUGUUAUCUGAACCCAUUCCUCAAUAUGCAAAUAAGAAGCUCCUGAAUUAAAACCAAAUUUUAGAAUACUUGUUAAUUAGCCAUCUCUAUCGUUUUACUAUGGGGGGAAUUAAAGUUUAAUUGCCUGUAUUCAUAAUUUAAAAUAUGACAAGGUGUGACUUGUGUAAAGUCAGCUGUUUUUGCCUAUAUUCUCCUCGAGGAUGUGCUCUAUGCUACACGUCUCCCUCUGAGAGGACAACGUUGUAAGCAACAUCAAGACAUUGUACAUUCCCUUUGUACCAAUGAGCAUGGCUUUGGCCAAUCUCUGUGUUUUUGCAUAAUUGCAGAUAAGGCUCAGUAACCUUUUCCAGUUUUCUACACUCAGCAUGUGAUGUUUGGCUCUCCAGAGGCUUUUCGCCUGAAAUGGAAAUUUUAAUCUUUGCGAUUCAAGGACAUAAUAUAUAUAAGUACUUUCAUGCCCUGAUCAGCGUAUUCAGGUACUUGACAUUUUAAGGGAGAUAACAGGGUGCAAAAAAUCAGGUCAAGCCUGAAUUUACUCUCUUUGAAACAGCUUGUUUCUUCAGCAUGAUUCCUGCUGUCCUGUGUUCUUAAACAAUCUCCUUAACAACAACCUAAGUAUCCACAAACAUUUUUAAAGCGACUGAAAAUGUGCAUUUAAAUCUCCA
This is a messenger RNA of Cottoperca gobio, 2757 nucleotides long. RefSeq names its product major facilitator superfamily domain-containing protein 8-like. The record is from RefSeq and is a predicted model, not a curated record. The transcript is spliced from 11 exons. Gene Ontology annotation, molecular function: transmembrane transporter activity. The coding region runs from base 35 to 1465 and encodes 476 amino acids. Lineage: Eukaryota; Metazoa; Chordata; Actinopteri; Perciformes; Bovichtidae. Gene Ontology annotation, biological process: transmembrane transport.